AGGAGUUAGCAGCCAUUCACACGACUAAUUCUCUCCCAGCUGACACACGGAGUAUCUCUGAUUUCACACACUGACUCUUUUUUUUCAAACCGGGACCAUGAUGAUCCCAAGCGUCAUCGCGCCUCCUGCCUUCUACCCGGGGCUGUACCGGCCCGCCGCUGCUCUGCCGCUCCACCAGACGCUGCCGUCCGCCUUCCCGACUCAGUCCAGCUUUCUAGUGGAGGACCUGCUGCGGAUAAGCCGCCCCGCCGCCUUCGUUAAUCGGACUGUCCCGUCGGCGUGCGCUUCGCUGACCACAGCCACUACCACCGUGUCCUUCGGCGGCGCGCCCGCGGAGCGCGCGGUGGCCACGACGGCGGUGACGCGCGAAUCAUGCUCGCCGAAAACGUCUGUGUCCAGCAGCAAGGACCCAACUUUUCUCAAGUUUGGAGUGAGCGCCAUCCUCGCCCCUUCACCAAAGACCGCGUCCUCACCCCCUGCACUCCACAGCCUGCACUCCAAGACCUUCCCCAUACCCUGCUUUGACGGGACCUUUCACCCCAUAUUCAGGACGCCUUAUUUACCAGCAUCUUCAUCCGUUGUUCCCAUUCCCGGGACCUUCUCUUGGCCCCUGGCCGCCAGAGGGAAACCCCGGAGAGGGAUGCUGAGGAGGGCGGUGUUUUCCGAUGUGCAGCGCAAGGCCUUGGAAAAGAUGUUCCAGAAACAGAAAUACAUCAGCAAACCCGACAGGAAGAAGCUGGCCUCUAAGUUGGGCCUAAAAGACUCACAGGUGAAAAUCUGGUUCCAGAACAGGCGGAUGAAGUGGAGGAACUCAAAGGAACGAGAGCUGCUGUCGUCCGGUGGCUGCCGCGAGCAGACGCUGCCCACCAAAGCCAACCCGCACCCGGACCUCAGCGACGUCGGCAAGAAGUCCUCAGCCGAGGAGGAAGAUGAAGAGGAAGAGUUCGGAAGAGAGAGAAUGAGGGCGGGGUCCAGCAUCUCCUCUCCGUCUCUUUCCAGCAAGCACUCGGACUUCUCAGAGUCAGACGAAGAAGAAAUAACAGUAUCUUAAUUUAUUUUAAAACGCAAAUAUAGAGAAUAUAACCCACGUUUUGUUUUCAUGAGACUGUGACCCGAUCCGUAAGAAGCUGCCGGCCUUAAAGGGGACCCCAUACAUGUUCAAAAACACAAGUUUCACUCAAGUUUGUUGCUUCAUCAGCGCAUGCGCACUCUACAGGAUCUGCUUCGACACAAUUUGCUGUUUUGCACAGCUUUGUUCAAUUGUACAGUAUUUUGUACAAUUUUGUAUGGAAAUUUUAUGCCAAGAAUAUUGAGUUACUUUUACCUUGACCUUGAAUAGAGUUGUUUAUUGAAAAAUGUAGCUAUUUCGUUAAUAAUUUAUAUGAAUUUGUUUAAUAAGUAUGUUGUAUUAUGUGCUGUAUAUA
This is a messenger RNA of Epinephelus lanceolatus (giant grouper), 1424 nucleotides long. RefSeq names its product developing brain homeobox 1a (gene dbx1a). Gene Ontology annotation, biological process: cell differentiation in spinal cord; regulation of transcription by RNA polymerase II. The record is from RefSeq and is a predicted model, not a curated record. NCBI's taxonomy places the organism in Eukaryota, Metazoa, Chordata, Actinopteri, Perciformes, Serranidae. Gene Ontology annotation, molecular function: DNA-binding transcription factor activity, RNA polymerase II-specific; DNA binding.